Molecule: messenger RNA, 3818 nt
Organism: Folsomia candida
Lineage: Eukaryota; Metazoa; Arthropoda; Collembola; Entomobryomorpha; Isotomidae
Product: mucin-12
Exons: 11
Coding region: 192-3449 (1085 amino acids)
Source: RefSeq, a predicted model, not a curated record
UUUGUGUGGGAGAGGGGUUGUCAACAGUCAACUUCAGCAGUUCCUUUUCCACUCGUUUUUUUCAUUUUAAUUUUAAGAAAUUAAAUAAAACAAUUUUACAAAGAUGGAAUAAUAGUUCUUGUCUGACACCCACCGUUUUUUUAAUUUAAUUAAGGUUUCAGUUAAGUUUGUACUUUAAUCUGAAUAAUAAAAUGGAGUUUGUCGUGCAAGAGGCAGCCCAGAAAGUUUUGGAUUGCGAAUUGCAAAAAGCACGUCAACUUCGACAAAAGCAGGUUCGUCAACAAGCCAGCCAAUGGUCGGAGGACAGGAGGAGACUAUUCCAAGAGGAAAAAAUUAGGCAAAAGCAGGACAUGGCGAAACAAAUAACUGAACAGGUACAGGAAUAUGCCAAAAGUCGGAUUGAGCACCUGCUAACGGCGCACGACCUAGCCGUGGCCGAAGUGGGAGCGGCACAUCGAGCGGCUGCUCAUCUGCGCCAGGUUGAGGCGGAUCGGAGAGAACGAUGUCAAGAGCUUGAGGCUGCUGCCGACGAAAGAGGAAAUGCUGCCAUAAGGGAAGCGCUUAAAGCUCAAAAGAAAAAAGAGGAAAUGCGGAGCGAAUCGUUACAUAGAAGGGAACAAGUAAGGAAAGAGGAAGACAGGAAGGCCAAAGAAAUGUUGGAGAAAUCAAGGUCUAAAUUGAAUACUCGUGGUGCUACCACCGUAUCAGGGGAUCGACUACCAUUGUCCAAUGUGGCCAAUACUGUAACGACUCGUUCAUCAUCAAUGAAGGAUCAAAGUGCCGCGAAUCGCCUUAAGUAUCCUGGAAAAGUUCAGCAGACUCCGUCCAAGCCAAAAUUCCUUACGAAACCAAAAAAACAUGGCUAUGGUCCAACGACGCCAUCAAGAACCAAAAGUGUUCCCUCGAAGCAUGCAAAUAUUACCCCGGCUGGGAGUGCGUUUGAUCGAACUGCAAAAAAUAGGAGCAAAGCAUCAAAUCGUACAAAGGGGAUGCUACGUUAUACCAGCACCGGUACGGUUGUCCCCACUUCGUCCACUUCUCUAACUAAGCAAUCAACGACUCCAUCAUCAACAAAGCCAUCAACCUCCGGUCCUGGGAAACAGAAGGUUCCUGCCUCCCCGAGUGUGGCAACUCGUAAUGGAACAAGUACGGUCCGGUACUUUGAUACAAGGAUGCCAAGACCUGAGACGAAUUACACAGCUCCAACAGGACUUGCAGUUAGAGAACAUGAUCACCACGGAAGACAUUCCCCAGAUGCUUGGAAUAAGGCAGAAGCCAUAACUAAGCUUUCCAUGAAGGAAGUUGAGGAGAGGGCAAAACAUCAAGAGGAUUUAUUGCGCAGAACUGAGGAAAGGGGCAAAGUUGCUCGAAAAAAGGCACAUUUGGAGAAAAAAUUAAUCAAUUUGAAGAGCGAGCUAUUGAGUGGAGAAGGAGCAGAUGCAGAAACUGCUUUAGGGACGGGACGACAAAUUUCAUUAUUAGACUUGGAAGAUGACGCACCUCAUCCACGCUUCGGCGACCACGAAAUGAUGAGUGGAAGUGAUGCUGGAUCUAAACACGAAUCUUUAGAUAGAUCUCAUGGUACUCUCAAAAAGUUCAAGGUGAACGACAAGGCCUCGGGAUUUGGUGUUGAUCUAACAAGAUCUAAAGCUCGUAGUAAAGGAACUACUAAGACCAAGCCCAAACCAAAAGAAGAACUCGAAAAUGACGAGUUGCGAUCCGAGAAGAUUGCAUCAGAGAUUGUAGACAGACUAGAAUCUGAUAUUGAAAAGCUGAAAAAGCAAAUGAAAAUAUUGGUUCAUGAUCACGGCGGUGUCAUUUCAGAAUCAAGUCGAAUUGACGCUAUUGAUUCAUCGAGCCACAAGCAAGCCAGUAAACCCAAGUCUCCUCGUCAUGCAUCCCCUCAUGGUCGGUCUCCUAGCCCAAAGAUGCCAGGCACUGGCAGUGGUAAGAAGAGUGAUCAGUCCAAACCUAAUCAGGUUUUCAAAAUGGAUACCGGCUCUGACACAUCAUCAUUAACACCCGAGCCAAAGUUCAACACGGCUCAGCAAGCACGUAAGAAAGAGGACGAUAUCAUUGGUCUCAAAACGCCAGUAGCUUCUGGUCAAAGAAGGAUAAUUGUGCCAAAAAAAUCACGAAGCAAGGAUAAGACAUUCAAGAAGAGAGAAGAACGACUUGUUUUCAGUCCAUCGCACGAGUCUAUUAUUGUAGCAAGUGACGAAGAGAAGGGGGUUUCAGAGUCAACUCCAAUUUCAUCUGCAGACAAGUUGAUCACUAUUCGAAGCGCAAAGCAUAUGAGUAACAAAUCUGACGUUUUGGAAAUGAGUAGUAUCAACACGACAACAUCGGCUUCCAUUACUCCUGAUGGUUCUCCUGAGCUUCCAAUAAAUAAAAAGCAUGUGAAAAUUGCGCCUUCAGGUGACAAGUCUGUUGGUCAUGGGCCAGAUGGACCUUACACGUCUACGCCGGAGGGAAAUCUAGUCCUAAAAAAACCAAGCUCUCGAAGUGUCGCUGUGGCCGUCAGUAAAAAGGAUUUGAUGCUACAUCACAUUGUUUCCGGAUUUUUGACCAGACGAAUGGAAUCAAUUGAACUUAUGCCUGUGUCCUCAUCCUCGUCUUCCGAUCUCCAUGUCGAUUCAAGUCUGAUUACUCGUUCUCCUUCCUCUACGGGAGCUUCAACUUCGUUCCACUCCCCAUUUGGUACUAGUGCAAGCUCGGCUCACACCUCGACUGAAAAUAAAUCUACGACCUCGCAUUCAUCUGUCUAUAGAACUCGCACAUAUGAAAAUCUUCUCAGGUCUCGGACACUUGUCACAGCAACAUCAACGACAACAGACACAGAUGCGGAACAUGAUGUUAGCUUAACAAAGGCAGUCAAAAGAAUUCCUGUUCAUAAGAAUGAUAAAGCAGUGGCAACUUCCACAACAGAAAAUAGGGGGAAGGGUUCUAUAACGUCUGGGUCCACCUUAGCGGAAGCCACAGUGCGAACAAUUAUUGAAUCCACUUCCGGAUCAUCCUAUUCUACCAAUCAAGGUACAACUACUGACACCACCACCAAUACCAGCAAUGGAGCAGUAGAAAAUACUCCGAAAAGUCAUCAUGACCUCGCUUUAACAACCACGUCGAGUAAUUCUGAAAACUCGACCCUUCAUAAUAUCAAUCUCGUACAUGAAUCCACCGGACCUACAAAUACCGACAACACUACUGGUGGUUCUACGUCAGAACCUACACUCUCGUCUCAAAAAACCACUUCUUUAGAAAGUAGGGAAAUAAAACGAGCAGCUUUUCGCAACUUGGUAGGGGAUAUGAUCGACUACGAGGACUUUCUCUCCCCAAUAUGUCCCCACAAAACACAAGAACAACCAGAUAUCCUUGCUACUAUUUUUGAGAAAUUACAGGAAGAUUUUAUUGGAUUAAUGCCAAUUGAGCGACCACCGUGGUUUGUCUAAAUAGAAUCAGGUCAAUUAAGGCAAGGGAAAAAUUAUCAUUAACAAGGUCGUAUCACGUAUUAAUUAAUCCAUAUUUUUCUUUAUUAUUUUCUGCGGAGGUGAAAAUGUGAAAUCUUUUAUAUUUUUUAUAUUAUGUCAACCUAUAUAAUAUAUGAUAUUCAAUGAGUGGUAAAAAGGUCGCGAGCGCAUGAUUCUAAAAAAAUCCGAUGAAAUGUUAAUUUAUCAAAAAAUGAUUUAUACAGUGCAAUAAUAUCUAAUAAUGUUUACAAAAUUUUAUGUGAGACUGCAGUAACUGUAUAUAUGCAAAAAACGCUAUGCUAUGCAUAUGCUAAAAUAAUGAUAAUAAAAGAGAUUUAUUGAAAUUGAAAA